This is a messenger RNA of Rotaria sordida, 915 nucleotides long. The record is from the annotation of a GenBank genome assembly. Lineage: Eukaryota; Metazoa; Rotifera; Eurotatoria; Philodinida; Philodinidae.
AUGUAUUUUUUUCUCUUGUUUAAUAUUCUUACUAUCAUUCUACAAAGUUGUUCCAGUGUUCAUCCUGGUGAUCCUUUUCUAAUAGAUCAACAUCAAUCAAAAAUUCUUACAUCAGAAGAUUUAGUCAAUGAUAAUGAUAUAGAAGAUCCAAUUGAUGAUGAAAUUCCAUUACAUUCGACAUCAUUAGUUGAUUCAUUUGAUUCUACAAAUGAGGAAGAAAAUUUUAUAGAAUAUGUCAUAUCAACAUCCACACCAACAACUAAAAUUCAUGAGACUGAUGUUGAAAGAAAAAAUCUUGACAAGAAAUUAUUACAAUCAACUACAAAAUCUAUACCUUUUUUCCAAUCUCAUGAUAAUAAUAUUGAUAAAAAUAAUAAUUUCGACAAAAAAUUAACAUUAUCACAAGAAUCAUCAACUUUAUCAUCAAUAAAAUCAUUUAAUCAAAAGAAUUUAAUUAAAAUUGGUCGAUGGAAAUAUAUAGAUCCAAAAACAAAAGAAACUCGUUAUUGGUAUGAACCUGAAGGUGGUCAUAUGGGAUUUGGAUGGAUAUUUGAUGGAUUUAUAUUUCAAGCUUAUAAUAAAUCAGAAACAAAUACUGAACCAGUCUAUGCAUUUCAUUCAGAAAUUAGAGCUAUUUGGACUAAUACAAUACAAAUGGAUCCAAAACCACCUAUUAUUGGUUAUGAGCAAUGGAUAUCAGAUGGUGUUUUAUUCUAUGCAUAUAAAACAUCAAUGAAUUCGAGUGAACUUCAACCUAUUGUACGAUAUUGGAAUAAAUUAAAACCAGGUACAACAGAUGCAACUGAAACACGUAUAACAUAUCUUAUGAUAAAAGCAGAAAAUAAUGAUUUUGAAGAUCAAUCAGAAUGGACAUUUGAUAAAAUACUUUUUUAUGUAUUGCCAAUUGAAUAUUGA